ACUUAAAAAAAAAUUCGACGGCCAUCAGUCUCUCUCUCUCUGUCGCUCUCCUCACUGAAAUUCGGAAGAGAGAGAAAGUGACAGCGAGAUAGAGAGUAGUUAGAAGAAACGAACCACUUUUUCCGGGAAAGUGUUGUUUGUUUGGUGUGGAUUUUCGGAAUCGAUCCGUCGAUCUCUCUCUCCCAAAUGUUUCCCCCCACAUUCAGUCGGUUCUGUUUUUUUCUUUCUCCAAUCGAACCCCUCGUGAAUACAAGAAAUGAAAACAAAACAAAGGAAAACGAAAUAAACCCGUCGAAUCAAACUUUUUGAGAUUUGAAUUUUGAAUUUUAAAAUUUGAAAUUUAUAAUCUUUUUCGAAGUGGGUGUUGGAGAAUGAUGGAUUUAGAUAACAUUGAAUGCAUAUCGUCUUCGGAUGGCGUGGAAGAUGAAGAGAUUCGAUCUCACCAUCAUCAUCAUCUUCACAACCAUCAGUUUUCUUCAAAGCCUCUCAGCAAUCUUGGAAUCGCUCCUGCCACCAGCGUCCACGAAUUGCUCGAAUGUCCUGUUUGUACCAAUUCUAUGUACCCACCAAUCCAUCAGUGUCAUAAUGGGCAUACUCUGUGUUCUACCUGUAAAACAAGAGUGCAUAACCGGUGCCCAACUUGUAGGCAAGAACUUGGCGAUAUUAGGUGCCUAGCACUGGAAAAAGUAGCAGAAUCACUUGAACUUCCAUGCAAGUAUUAUUCUUUGGGAUGCCCAGAGAUAUUUCCAUAUUACAGCAAACUCAAGCACGAGUCAGUGUGCAACUUCAGACCAUACAACUGCCCAUACGCCGGUUCAGAGUGUUCUGUUACAGGGGAUAUUCCUUUUUUGGUUGCGCAUCUGAGAGAUGAUCACAAGGUGGAUAUGCACACUGGAUGCACAUUCAAUCAUCGAUAUGUAAAGUCUAAUCCUCGUGAAGUAGAAAAUGCCACUUGGAUGCUAACAGUUUUCCAUUGUUUCGGUCAAUAUUUUUGCCUCCACUUUGAAGCAUUCCAGCUUGGCAUGGCUCCUGUGUACAUGGCAUUCCUCCGUUUUAUGGGUGAUGAGACUGAAGCACGCAUUUACAGCUACAGUCUAGAGGUUGGAGCGAAUGGAAGGAAGCUCAUAUGGGAAGGUACCCCACGGAGCGUCCGGGAUAGCCACCGGAAGGUUAGGGACAGCCAUGACGGUCUCAUUAUACAGCGAAACAUGGCACUUUUCUUCUCUGGUGGGGACCGGAAAGAGCUGAAGCUGAGAGUUACAGGGAGGAUAUGGAAGGAACAACAGAACCCAGAUGCUGGAGUGUGCAUACCUAACCUCAGCAGCUGAGGCAGGUGGUCUUGGAAUCAUUUUUCAUGAUUGAUUCGUGUGUUUGUAUCGAUCCGUCUCUCUGUGGUGUUGUAAGUGUGCCAACUUCUGUUGUGUUAUGUACUGGGAAGUGCUUGGCAUGUAUAUAAUGUUGCUAAAGAGCAUAGCUCUUCUUUUAAUUCAUUGUGUUUCCUCACAUUGAUCCUCUGUUUCUUCCCUCCUGCCAGCACGUGCCAGUAUUUUUCACAAUUUGUUGGUUUUAUUUACAAUCGAUGUGAUCUGUUUGUUAUUAGUUCGCACUUAAACAAAUUCUGAUGAGAAUUCUGUUAUGAAGGACGUAGUGAAGUGCGAUGCAAAACAAUUGACUAGUCAUCUGGUUUAUAUAUCAUGCUUACCAAA
Molecule: messenger RNA, 1706 nt
Organism: Camellia sinensis
Lineage: Eukaryota; Viridiplantae; Streptophyta; Magnoliopsida; Ericales; Theaceae
Product: E3 ubiquitin-protein ligase SINAT3
Biological process (GO): ubiquitin-dependent protein catabolic process; multicellular organism development
Cellular component (GO): cytoplasm
Molecular function (GO): zinc ion binding; protein binding; ubiquitin protein ligase activity
Source: RefSeq, a predicted model, not a curated record